Messenger RNA from Pangasianodon hypophthalmus (striped catfish), 2157 nucleotides. RefSeq names its product proteolipid protein 2b (gene plp2b). The coding region runs from base 415 to 861 and encodes 148 amino acids. Gene Ontology annotation, cellular component: membrane. The record is from RefSeq and is a predicted model, not a curated record. The transcript is spliced from 5 exons. Lineage: Eukaryota; Metazoa; Chordata; Actinopteri; Siluriformes; Pangasiidae.
AAAGUCAGAAGGUCUUCUGAGCAAACCCUCCGACAAAAAGAGAGAGAGAGAGAGUGAGAGAGAGUGAGAGAGAAGUGAAAGCCAACGCCCAGUUUUUUCUCUGUGCCACAGAAGGAAAGAUUGUGUUGGCUGUGAGAUAUUCAGACGUCUGUGCUUCUCACCCUCCUACUUCUGAUUACUUCUCCUUGGGUUCACUUCACUCCAGAGUUUCUCGUCGUUUAGCUUCUUAAGCGUUUAUUUUUCCCUGUUGGGUUGCAUAUAUUUAUAUAUAUAUUUAUCUUUAUAUUUAUAUCUAGUCAUUAAACUACCUCAGGACAUUUUGCACCUGAUCUCCAGGCAGGCUAUUUCAGCCUUCAUAUCACUGAGUAGCCUGCUGUUGCUAAGAGCGCUGCUGACUGGGAACUGCUUAUUAAAAUGGCAGAUACAGAAGCAAGUCCAGGCUUUGUGGGCAAACUGAAAGACUAUGUACGGACACGGAAAGGGACCAUACUGGCUGUGGAAAUACUCCUGAGCUUGAUCAUCAUCAUCUGUUACGCAGCGUCAGCGUAUGGAGGAUAUUCAGCAGUGGCUAUAUGUGAGAUGGUCUUUGCAAUCGUCUUCUUCGUCAUCUUCAUGAUGCAGCUGGAUAAACAGUUCCUGGUCGUCAACUGGCUUUGGAGUGAUUUGUUCCGCGCUGGGAUUGGUGCACUGCUGUACAUCAUCACCUCUCUGAUUUGUGUGAUCGGUGGAGCCGGAGAUGGAGCGCGCAUCGCAGGGGGGGUGUUUGGACUUAUCGCUGGCAUUGUGUUUGGUUAUGAUACCUACACAAUUUUUGCAGAAAUCAAGAACACCCGAGGGCAGGCUGUUUCCACAGAGGCUUGAACACUAUUAUAACAGCAACAACACCCGCUUGGGAAGACUUGGGAAGGAACAAGGGAUUGAAACAUGGCAAACUAAGAAUUUCAAAGGUUUUCCUGGUAUGAUGAGGUCAAUGUUGUGGAGUUGUGAAUGCUGCUCAGUGUUGAAAACAUGACACAAACAGACUGAAAUACCUGAGCUACUUAAUGAUUACUGCCAAAACACCACAAAUAAUUGGAGAUGCUGUUGUCUGGCUUCUUCUAUAGCAAAUAUUUCGGCUGUUACAGCAUUAUUAUUAUAAGUUAUGUCGGGAUGGCUCCUUUUAACAUCACAUGGUGCUCUCGGACAUGACUAGGAAAUUCAGAAAGGAAUGGACUGAUCACACUUUUAAAAUGCUCAAUCCAUCUUGCCCAGGUGAUCAAGGAAACAUCACAAUAGGAAAGGGAACUGAAGGGAAGAAAUUUUGAUUCAGUUUAGGUUUGGAGCUGUGUUGAUUCUCUUUAAAAUACAAUGUCCACUUGAAUUGGCAAGGUGUAAAAUUUCAGCCACAAGUUUCAGGAUUAUUUCUGUCUACUAAAAUUUGAUAUUUGUAUGGGUUAGAGUUGUGCAUUUACUUAAAAUAAUUAAUCUGAAGUACUACGAUGGUAGAAGUGAGAUGUUUCUAUCUAGUUAUUUAAAAAAAUACUACCAGUGAAAUGAAUAGAAGUAAUAAUAUAACAUUUAUAAGUGUUUUGCCAUAUUUCUGUUUCUUUUUGUUUUAGUAUUUUGUUAAUUCAGGUUUUCCUCAGUUUUCCUUUAACAGUAACAGGGAAGAUCAAGGGUACUAACAUACCCUAAUGUUUGAGUGACUGACCCAAGUCCCAAAAGUGGAUUAUAGAAGGUUUUUAUGUUUAGACAUGUUCACUGUACACUUGCAACAGGAAUAAAGCUUGAAUGCAGCCUCACUCUCCUAUUAGUAAAUAACGAUUCUACAGGAAACAGCUAAAAAACAUCAUCGAUAUAUUUUUUUUUUUGGCUCUAUAAAGAACAUUACUAUGUAUUCACUUUUUGAUUUGAUAUUGCACACUUCUUUCCUUAAUCUGUGAUCUGGCCUAAAUUGUUUCUGUGCAUUAUCUGACUACAAAUUUUUUUUGGAUUCACACAACCCCAUAUAAAGAUAUCCGAUUGUUUUAUAUUGUUUUAUGUGAUAUAUCCUGUCCAUGAAGGCCUGCCAUUGUUUCUUUUCCCAUGGUGUUUCCUGCUCGAGGUUAAUAUGCUUUAUUUGUUUUUUACAGUCUUAGUUUUAUUCUUUCAUAUUAAAACUGGCUACUGAAAAUGUCA